Molecule: messenger RNA, 585 nt
Organism: Ruditapes philippinarum (Manila clam)
Lineage: Eukaryota; Metazoa; Mollusca; Bivalvia; Venerida; Veneridae
Exons: 3
Coding region: 111-509 (132 amino acids)
Source: RefSeq, a predicted model, not a curated record
AAGAUUGUAAAUGAACUUCUUUUUAAACUGUAGAUAAAAUGUUAACUAUAUAAAACACGUCACUAAUUACAGUUACCAUUACUUAUCUAACAUUGUCUGCUAGUAGAACUAUGAAAUUUACAGUGUGUAUUUUGGUGGUGAUUCUUGUGCAAUGCCAGGCUAUUCCAACAACUGUUGCCCCUAAGGAAUGUAUGAGUGACGCGGACUGUACGGCUGAUGAGUGCUGUUACAAAGAGCCAGAGUUCCUCGUGGUCAGCAAGAAACGUCAGGUCCCACAACCAUAUAACCCCAUUCAUCCCGCUGACGCCAAAGGUGUUUGUCAGGCAUAUUCUAAUGAAGGUGAUACUUGUGGAUUUCUCGAUAAAUCUAAUGGACGCUGUAGCUGUAAUGAUAAGAAGGGACUAACAUGUCAAUUCUCAAAAACUGACCCGACCUACAGCCCAUACCCAAUAGCUGGUCUAGGAAUAUACCGGUGUGCUAUAAGUCCACAAGCUGCUUCCAAGAAAUAAAUCUUAUUAAAUGUAAAAUGAAUCGUUUAUUAAAUUAUUAAAAAUAAAUAAAUUGUUUCAUUUGGUGUAUAAAUCA